This is a messenger RNA of Nasonia vitripennis (jewel wasp), 3442 nucleotides long. Its product is annotated as protein croquemort. The transcript is spliced from 10 exons. Lineage: Eukaryota; Metazoa; Arthropoda; Insecta; Hymenoptera; Pteromalidae. Gene Ontology annotation, cellular component: cytoplasm; membrane. The record is from RefSeq and is a predicted model, not a curated record. Bases 701 to 2191 code for a protein of 496 amino acids. Gene Ontology annotation, molecular function: scavenger receptor activity.
ACGCGCUGAACGGCGAAUAGCGCGCCAAUUGUAGCUCGAGAGAACAGUCUGUGCCCGCAUACGCUGGCUUUCGCCAAUAAUUCUGACGCUCGUUCGAUCGAGCAUUCCUCGAUCAUCCUUGCCUGCUCUUAACAACCAUGUGACAACUCGGUCGACGCAAAAGUGAACACAGCGCAAGGCUUGCACGACUAAUUCCUUGUAUAAAUCAGCCGCUGCAUCGGUCGAGAAUCAAGCGUUCGCACAAGCCUUGCAGUCAGUACAUCUCCAUCAGCAGAGUUUCCGCAUAUCAGCAUCAGCACAUAAACUCUCAGGUAAUUCGCGCGCAUAAGCAUCUUAAAGCGCGCUCACCCGACUUUCCUUUUCCCGGAUGGGAUGAAAGCAUCUAACGAGCCGUGCAGCUGGUUCCGUUUCGAGCGCCCGCGGACUUUCACCGCGGGUAUAAGCACACAAUAUCAACGAUACUUAUACUUGCGUAUAUAGAAGCGAAUUUCCUGCGCGCGAGUGAUAAACGGGCUGCUAAAGACGAUAUCGCGCGCACAGCUGCGCGUUACUAUAGAUAUCGUGCCGCGACAAUGUCAGUACGCGCUGACGCGGCCAUAUAAUAUAUCACGAGGGGAACACACAGGGAAGCAGCCAAAAAUUUGCAAGCGCAAUAUAAUAUUGCGCGUGAAGAUUUCGCAAGAAGAAGGAAUCAGAAAAGAUGGUUAGGCUAAAGAAGAAAAUUGGGAUUAUGGUCCUAGUGGCUUUCUUUGCCAUUGUUCUAGGAGGUACGGCAGGUUUUCUUUGGCCUUCUUUCUUUAUGGAUAUUUUAAAGAAGGAAUUGAUUUUAAGUCCGACUUCAACGAGUUUUAAAAUGUGGCAACAAACUCCAGUACCAAUGCAUUUGAAAAUUUACAUGUAUAAUUGGACAAAUUAUGAUCAGGUAGCAGAGUAUCCGAGGAUAAAACCAAAUUUUGUUCAGAUGGGGCCUUAUGUCUUUAGGGAGGUUGAUACCAAAGUAAAUAAAAAAUGGAAUGAUAAUGGCACUGUUACUUUCCAACAAAGACGUGUAUGGCAUUUUCUACCAGAACUGUCAAAUGGUGCUUUAACAGACAAAGUUACAAAUCUUAAUCCUGUUGCUGCUACUGUUGCUUAUACCUUUAGAAAUUCGGGGAGCUUUAAGAGAACACUCAUAGACAAAGUUCUCAAGAGAAUGGAACAAAUAGCGAUAACUAAGACAGUAAAUGAAUUAUUGUUUACUGGUUACGAUGAUCUGUUAUUGAAAUUGGCUGUGGAAUUUAAAUUAACUGAUCUCCCUUAUGAAAAGUUUGCCUUUUUUUAUGCUCGCAAUGGCUCAGAUUCCUAUGAUGGAACUUUCAAUAUGUUGACUGGUUCAAAAAAUAUUUAUGAUUUGGGAAUGCUUAAGGAAUGGAAAUUUUCAGAUACUUCAAAAUAUUAUUCCAAAAGUUGUGGAGAGAUAAAGGGUACUAAUGGAGAUUUGUGGCCUCCAUUGAAUAAUAAUAAAACUGUUUCAGUAUUUUCUCCUGAUGUAUGCACAACACUGUCUUUGAAAGCUGCUGGUACCGGCGAAUGGAUGGGUUUAACAGGAAGUAAAUUUGUAUCUGACGAAGAUAUGUUUGAUAAUGGAACAAAUGUUGAAGCAAAUAAGUGCCGAUGUGAAGGAGUCGAAUGCCAACCCAGCGGAACAUUAAAUGUUUCUUCAUGUAAAUACGGUGCACCCGCUUUUGUCAGUUUACCACACUUUUACUUGGCGGACGAAAGUUAUAGACAAAAUAUUACUGGAAUGAAACCAAACAAAGAAGAUCAUGAAUUUUUAUUAAUCUUGGAGCCGAGCUCUGGUAUUCCAAUGCAGGUUCGAGCUUCUUUGCAAAUCAAUUUCUUAGUGCAACAAGAAAAAAAACUCCCUUACUUCAAAGAUCUUCCAGGAAUGUAUGUACCGAUGUUAUGGUUUACACAAGAAGUCAAUUUAACGGCUGAAUAUGCAAAGCAAGUCAAGCUCUUAAUACUACUGCCUCCACUUGGAAGUGGAAUCACGUUUGGUAUUGCAGCCAUCGGGGUACUUCUAGUUAUUAUUGCUAUAUUCUUGUUCGUUCGACAAAAGUUAGAAGAUGGCGAAACCGAACUCUUAGUACCAAAAGACAACGUAAAUGGAAACAAAGAUACAGUGGUAAUUAAUAGUACUGACGAGUGAUAUCUGAAAUAUUUGCCAUACUAAUUAAACUUUUGCUGCCAAUCGCUGCUUUGAGUUUACAAUACAAGUUCAAAAGAUUCAUUGUAGCCUUUCAGAAGGUUUAAAAAAAAAAAACUUAAGUGCCUAGAGAUUUAUUUUACAUGUACUUAUGUAUGUAGUUCUAAAAUCUAAGGUAUUGAAAAACAAACAGAUUCAGAUUUGUACAAAAUUAUACAGAAAUUAUAUUUUUUAACGUCAUCAAAUCGGUUGCCUUUCCAGUCAAUCACAAACCUUUUAAAAUAUUCGUCACAUAACAACUUGUAAAUUUCAAGAAAUGUUUGUAAUUUCAUGUACCCAAGAUUUUCAGAAUUAUAUUAAACAACAGAACGUAAAAUCAUCUCAACAUAUAAAAUAAAACAGAUUUUUAUAGAUUGAAAGAAGCGCAAUAAGCACUUAUUUACAUUGAACGAUUAAAAGUUUAAGAAGAAAAGCGCCUCAAAUGAUAUAUUUAUUAGUGCAGCGAAAGACAAUUUAAAAUGUAUUGUCAGAUGUGCAUUCCCAAAUUGUUCUUGCAUACUUUUAUUGUCAAUGUACUAUAUCUUUUACACAUAUAGAGUAUAUAUAAUGUAAAAAUAUUAUGGUUCAUUAUAGUCAAAAAGAAAAAGUAACUUAAAUAAUGCAGUCGUUUAGAUAUUGCUGAGAAUCAAGUUAGGUAAGAGAAAACUGUGAUAAUGAUACUAUCUUUGUUGACAAAGGGAAUAUGCGGUAUUUUAUUUUAAUAUUACUUGUUUUCCAAAUGAACUUCCACAGACUUUUUGUUAAACGUUGUUGUACUGCAGGUGUAUCGAAUAGUUUUACUAAAUCGUUUUAUUGCGAAACGGUAAAUAGAUUUUACUCGCCUUGUUAUAUCACAUUUAUUUUAUACUUAUAACAAGUGCUAGUACCGAAAACUGACUUAAUAUUGAAGUAAUUUAUUUGUAAAUCACAAAAAAAGAGUUUUAAAAGUAAUAAAUUUACAAACUUAGGUUCCAUUUUUUUUAUUUUAGAUAUAAAUAGUAUAUUCUAAUAUAUAAUUUCUUUUAUUAUAAUAACGUACGUUUUCGAUGAUUUUUCUACCAGCUUCUAUUCAUUAAUCCUAAAAUUUUGUACUGCGUUAGCGUGUUACUCGUAUAUAAUACAAAGGGUAUAUAUUGUUAAAAAUAUUUUUCCAAUAGAAAUAAAUGAAGCAAGACAAAUGUAAAUAUUUUCAUCUAAUAAAUAAUUAAUACGAAA